CCCCACCCCACCCCACCCCACCCCACGCCACCCCCAGCCCCCCACUCCAUAUUUUCUUCACUUCACUCUCACCUCCUUCAAUUCUCUCCAUCAUUCAAGGCCGCAAAUUUCUCCACUAAACCCGUUUCCUCCAUUACUGUUCAUACAACCAGGCUCAUUGUGAGUAUACAUUCAAUGGAGGAAAAACAGCUUGAUUUGAAUGCCCCUCUACUCUCCGUAAGACGAUUAUCACCCGCUCGUCGAAAUAUCGACCAAAUACCGACCAAUUCGGUUGCAAAAUCAAGACCAACCCGACAACAAUCGCUUCCAGCUUCCAAACCCCAGUGGGAACCCGAACAAGAAGUCACGAAACCCGCAGCCAUUCCCUUCAUCUGGGAACAAAUUCCGGGCCAAGCAAAAUACCGAAAAACCCCCAAUUCAAACCCGCCUGAACCCGCCACGAAUUCUCCAAGACUUUGUUCAACUAUAAACUCAAAUGAUGAACAACCAUCAGAAGAGUUGUUACAUCCUGAUGCAUUUGACACACUUUCCAUGUCGUAUUCGUCGUAUUCGUGCAAUUACAGCGAAGAUAACAGCGAUGCAGAGUCGUUAACAUCGUUUGGUAUCGAUUUCAACACUCGUGAGUAUCUAAUGAACCGGUUUUUGCCAGCUGCGAAGUCUAUGAUAGUUGAAACUCCACAAUAUGUUACCAAGAAGCAGGAACCUGUUCCUGAGCCACCUACGUAUGUUAAGAAGGUUUAUAGCGGCGAACUGAGGCCGUUAUUGCUCGAAAAGUAUCCGGUUAAUUCGCUUAAUCAGGAGAGUGAUAAGGAAUGCGUGGUGGUUGAUGAGACGAAGAAGAAGUCGGGUAAAAAGGGGUUUGGAUUGUUUUUUCUGCCUCGGAUAUGCACGAGACGUUCUUCGUGUAUUUCGAAUCCGAUGACUGGACCGAAGACGAAGGUUCAUCAGAGUCAGUCUCCGAGGGCGGAAUCACCGGGUCCGGCUCCGGGUCCGAUUCCCCGGCUGUCAAGAAGAACGUCGUACAGUGGACCACUGACUCCCAGUCUUGAGAAGCAAGCUAUGGAUGCCGUAAUCAAGAAGCGAGCCGAGUCACGACCGAAAGAGGCCCACGAAACUCAACAUAAAUCAAAUCCAUUCACUCGAUCGGGUAACUCACUACCAUCAUCUCCCCAUCGAAGUUUGUCGCGUAGCGGUCGCAGUAUAUCCCCCUAUCGUAACGAAUCCCCUCGCUCUCCGUUCCACGAUGGGGCCCGGUUUCUUGGAGUUCCAAAAGACGUUCAAAAUCGAAUCGCACAACCCAAAACUUGCCCGUCCCUUAAUGUGAAAAGUCAUUUUUCGCCUCGUUUGAUACACGAUAGUCCUCCGGUUGUACCCGAGAAAACAUUGUACAUAGAUUGGAAUGAAAAAUCAACAAGCCCGACGCCACAAGAGGCCAAGAUUGAGACAGAUGGUGAUGUGGAUGGCUCGGUUCGUGUGCCUCCGUUGCCUAAAUCACCCUCGGAAUCAUGGCUUCGGCGUAAGAUGAGUUUAAGAAGUCAUUUUCCUAAGAAAAUGCAACCGGUUCCUAUUGAGAAGAGUCCUAAAAGUGGACCAAAAUGGGAGACCAUUGUGAAGACUUCUAAUGUGCAUCAUGAUCAUGUCCGGUAUUCCGAGGAACUACUUAACGUUUCCAAGUACAGCGAGAUCUCAUUUUGAGACAAAAACGGAUAGGAUGAUUGAUUAACUUGCGAAGAAUGUGAGGCUGUUUCGUUUUUCUGAUGGCCCCUUGAUGAGUCGGUUUCUGCAUACGCGUUUUAUGUUUGUUUUUUGGUAGUUUUAGAAAUUAUUAUUUGUGAACGGGUUGGAUUGAAUUGGAUGAUUGUUUUUUGCAUCCCGAUUUGUGAUCUUGUUAACAGUUGAUAUUGUUCAAUGUAUGAACACAUUGUUCUUAUGUGAAUUGAACUUUGUAAUAGAAACCAAAGAGAUUGUUUGUGUUUUAAAGGGAAUGAACAGAGUUUCCUGUA
Molecule: messenger RNA, 2003 nt
Organism: Helianthus annuus (common sunflower)
Lineage: Eukaryota; Viridiplantae; Streptophyta; Magnoliopsida; Asterales; Asteraceae
Exons: 4
Coding region: 175-1695 (506 amino acids)
Source: RefSeq, a predicted model, not a curated record